UACAUGUCGUGGACAGCUGUAUAGAAACAUCGGCAUCACAACCUCACGGAAAGAAACCUGAGAAUACGGAGCUGAUGGGCCCGCAAGAUCCUAUGGGCAAGAUUGCGUUGUCAGUACACUGAGAGAGAUUGGGAUGCAAAGAAGAUUGUGAAUAAUAUGGUCAUCACCGCUGCAGGGAAGCGAAAAGAGAUAAAGGAAGGAUGAUUUCGAAAAUUUAUGGGAACACGGACGUUUGUUCAUGUUUGGGCACCAUGUCAAGAGACAAAGCAGGGACAAACACCGCGCCAUUGCCCCCACUCCGUUUCGGCACCACCACCACCACACACCCUCGGCGACCCUGCGGAAACGGUGUUGGCACGUCGUUUCCUUGUGGGUCCAUGAAGGCUUCUCGGUGUCUCGUUUGCCAAAACAGUUCGCAUGCCCUAUGGCAUGUCAUAUAAGAGUGACAUCACUACCGCCUCUGUUCUGGGAGGCCUGAGCAUCAGCAUCAAGCUAUCCAACAAGCACUCUCAGAUCAUUUAACUCACUCUCAUCCUCUCGAACACCAUCAUUCUCACAUACCACAAUGUCUUACACCCUCGCUACCUCCCACACCGCCUUCCCCGUUACUCCUGCCGCAUCCGGCCAACUCUCUCUCCUCGGACAGUCUCCACGCGAUAAUCACGCGAUGUACGAAGACCUGCGUCUUGCCAUGCACUCAUCUAGCAGACAGUCGCCUGAGCGGCAGAGGACUACCAGCGGGAGCUCGAUAAAGUCUGGCCUGAAGAAUAUGUUCAGCGGACUAUAGAUUCAUUAUAUCAAUCCUGUCGAGGUCCCCCAGCGAGUCUCGUACACGAUUCGAAGUCGCUAUCUUCUUCCCGGCCCUGAAGCCAUACCUCUAGUUUGUGUUGCUUUAUACGCCAAUGUCGAAUGCGGUUUCGCGACC
This is a messenger RNA of Heterobasidion irregulare TC 32-1, 925 nucleotides long. RefSeq lists its product as uncharacterized. The record is from RefSeq and is a predicted model, not a curated record. Bases 239 to 478 code for a protein of 79 amino acids. The transcript is spliced from 4 exons. NCBI's taxonomy places the organism in Eukaryota, Fungi, Basidiomycota, Agaricomycetes, Russulales, Bondarzewiaceae.